This is a messenger RNA of Penicillium alfredii, 4500 nucleotides long. RefSeq lists its product as uncharacterized. Gene Ontology annotation, molecular function: pyridoxal phosphate binding; carbon-sulfur lyase activity. Gene Ontology annotation, cellular component: cytoplasm. Lineage: Eukaryota; Fungi; Ascomycota; Eurotiomycetes; Eurotiales; Aspergillaceae. Gene Ontology annotation, biological process: transsulfuration. The transcript is spliced from 7 exons. The record is from RefSeq and is a predicted model, not a curated record. The coding region runs from base 1 to 4500 and encodes 1499 amino acids.
AUGCCUGCCGAUGACCCGUUUGCGUUUUUGGCUGCCGAGCAGCCCAAGUCGGUCAAAAAGCCCCAUUGGAGGGACAAGCUGUUCUCGAAAGACAAGGGUAGUCGGUCGACCCCCGACCGACAGAUUGAAGACUUUCUCUCCUCAUCCCGUCAGCUCCCCGACGACCUCCCCGCGCUCACGGCGGACCCGAGAGGGGUUCCUCCACAACACGUUUCUUCCCACCGUCUCCCUUCCUCCCAGGACGUCUCCGGCGUUCCCCCGCCACCCCCUCCCAAAUCGUCAAACGAGAACUAUGCCGCCUUCAAUUUUUCCGAUCAGCCCCCUCGAAAACCCCGCACUCGCAAGGGUCUUCGGGUUGGCUUCUUGGAUCAACAACCCGAGUUGAUUGGGGAAGGAGGCGAUGAGGCAGAGACCCCAACAAUUGAGAUCGCGUGCGCGUCCGCACCCUCGCCUGACCCAUCACGAUCCCCGCUGCCAACACUCCGAGUCAACACCUCGCUGGUCGAUGGUGAUGGGCGAACCCAACGGACAGGCGCCGCUCAGGGUCCGCGGGAUGGGGACUGGCAGCCGCCGUUGAUCCAGAAUUCUCAAGAUGCGGGGCUUCUGCAAACCUUGCCCACGAGUGAAAGCGGCUCGCGGCUCUCGUUUCGCGGCUCCCCCGAGUCGAGCUCGUUCGCACAACGUGUUCGAAGCCAAAUGCAAGCAGAAGAAGGACGUGCCUUGCAGCAUGGGUAUGAGGACGAUGUCCCGUCUCCUCCCUACGAAGACGAGGACCUUUCGAGCCCCGAGCCACCCUUGGAAAGUCCCAUCGAGUCGGUCUACGAGACUCCCCCAAUUUCCAUCACAUCCAAUGCGCCAUCGGUCAAGUCCAUCGUCCACUCGAUUCGUCACCCCUCGAGUCAAGCCGUACACCGCACCCAGGCCAGUCUCAGCCCAGUUGACCCGCGAAUACCUCCCGGUCUCACGCCUGGCAGUUCCAACAAGCUUUCUCCGGCCCCCAAAGUCCCGACCCAUGAGCCGCAACCGCUUAGCCAGGCACUGCCUCCAUCAAGUCGAGAGCCGUCGCGCAGCCCUCAGCCACCCAAAUUUUCUUUGCGGUCGGUUGCCAAUCAGCUGGGUGAUGGUGCAUUUACGGAGUUCAGGGACUACAUCGCGCGCUAUGAUAGUCUCCUUCGACUCGCAGCCGAGAGCGUUAAGCCUUUAAUGGAAACCACCCUGACGGAAUGGAUCCGGGCUGCGGUAUGGUGGUUCCUGCGAGGCAAGACCCGCUUGGAAACAUAUGCUCGCACCCGCUCGUCGUGUCCGCCCGGCUACGCCAAUCAAGCCGUCAUCGAUUUGGGGAAAGCGCUUUGGAUCAAUGAAAAUAUUGUGCCGAAUCAUUAUGAGCUAUCCCGCUACGGUUCCAUGAGCUUAGAUGCGCUGCUGGCAGUUGCAAGCACCACCGGUGAUAAAGAGAUGUCUGACCUCCUGGGUUUGCACCAGACAAUCCUCAACCAUCUGCGGUCGUUAUCCAUGUCGAUCAAGCGAAACAACAUUCUGGCCAUGAUUGUGUCCGGAGAUGGCUCUCCCAGUCACAUCGACACGGCUAUAUGGUUGCGAUACCCUUUCUUUGCGCCAGACGUGUCCGCAGUCUUGUCUGGUGCUGCAACGAGAUCGAUGUUGGUCGAGAGAACGGGCAAGGGGCCAAAUAUGGUACAGAUGAUGCCCCUUGGAGAUACAUCCCGGUAUUUCAGCUACGGAAGCAUGUUUGUGCAAGUAUGCGUAAGCUCCAGCGAUGACGAGGGCCAACAAUACGCCAUGCCUUGUGCAUUGUCCAUCGUUCGAGAACGUGCCGAUUGGUAUGUGUUUGCGGCCAUCACAAGCCAGAGUCAGCUCGUCAACAUCAUGGUUCAAUGCGACCGCAAGCAGGGACCGACGUGGGAUGAUGUAGAAUGGCAAGUCCGGACCAAUUCAAUGCGAGUAAAGCUUCCUCGAGGGUUUGAAUUAGAUGUCAUGUUCAAAGAAGAUGAUUUCAAAACGCUGUGGAACAUUGUCAAAUACACCCAGAAGUCUGAAGCGAGUCUUCAACCCGAGGCUGGCGAAACGGUGAUCUUUGAAAACACCCUGAAGGUCUUCCAUUACAUGGACCCGGGCACGCCCAAGGCUUUCCCCUCCGAGCCACUGGAGCGUUGUCGAAUUCGCUUGUUUGAGCGAUCCAUCACCGUGACGGAGGGCACAGGAACCCGAAGCAUGCACCAAGGUUUUCGACUCACCGUGUUGACGAGUCCCAAGGUGAAGACAUUGAGCAACGUGCGUCAUAUUCUGGGCCGUGGCUCGCCCAUUGUGUUUGGUCUCCUGCGGGGAGAGGACGGCGCUCCUGCUCUCCUGCUCAAAGUCACUGAGGAUGGGCGCACGCGGUCGAUGUUGAUGACGUUCCAUACGGUCGAGGAGCGUACCCAGAUGCAUUCUGUGCUGUUGGCCAUGGUGCCUCGGGAGGGAGAGGUCAAAACUCCAGAAGCCCCUCUUCGGUCGUACUCCAUCGAACAGCCGACGGACCCAGGUAGCGGCCGACCCGCGGUCACCCAUGUUCAGUUCCCCGCGGGCAAUGUAUCCGUGAUCGAUCAAGAACAUGCUUUUGUGGAUCAUGGCUAUGGUCCCACAAUUCUAUCGGAAACCUUGAGGGCUUUCGUUGCUACAGAAUGGGGCUCUGUUACGGAUCGCAUCAACUUAGGGCCUGGGGAAUUGAAGUUAGGCUUGGAUGUCAAUCGGAAAACCGGCAUGAGUUUGUAUCGCCCCGCACAACAAGACCUGACUGCUUCGCUGGCGGACAACCUCAUUCGCCCGGAAAUGUCCGAGCAGUUUGCCGCGUUUCUUGAGAAGGUCACAGCGAAACCAAUGGUUCGCCGGUUCGACUUUGCAUCAGUGCAGGAUCUGCAUGCUUUUGAAACAGCGGUUACUGGAUUUCGGGUCCUAUAUGAUGGGAUUGCCUCAUCCUUCACUAUAUCCCGCCGUCGAAUGGUGGUCCCAAUCUACAAGAAAUGGGAGGCCAGUUCGGCUCGAAUCCAGAUUGUUCGACAAGAGGGAGUCACCCAAUUGCUCGCCUUCUUCGCGGAUUUCCAUCAUGGCACCUGCAUGAAUUUCGUCCUCAAGGGCACCGACCAUUUAGAGUCGUUUGGCCGGUCCAGCAAAUUUGGUAUUAGGAUUGUGGAUGCCAAAUUUGCGCUUCCGAAGAAGGAUGAUGACCCGGCGUCUGAUUUUGUGUGCUUGGAUAUGCCUGAGUAUCCCAUCGAACAUGAUGAUAUCACCAUUACAUUCGACACGGAAGCUGCAUAUUUUACCAUGUCGCAUUCUAGCGAAGCCAUUGGCGCCUCGACGCGCUCCCUGCACGCCGACGAUGUGCUGAAUGUUGUGACCGAUGUGGCCCCUCCGAUGCACCUGUCCACCACGUUCCGCUACCCCGAUGACCCGGCCGAGCUCAUCCCGGUCGCAGAUUUGACCAACUCCCCAACCUCCCACAUCUACUCCCGGCUCUCGGCUCCCAACCCGACACGCUUCGAAACCAUCCUUUCCUCCUUACUGAAUGGCACGGCGAUCAGCUACUCGUCCGGGUUGUCUGCAUUGCAUGCCGCCCUCACACUCCUUAACCCGCGCCGUAUUUCCAUCGGCGAUGGGUAUCAUGGCUGUCACGGCGUGAUCGCGCUAUUUAGCCGCCUGACGGGACUUAAAAAACUGGAAUUGAAUUGCGUCGCCGACCAGCUCGAAGCAGGCGAUGUCAUUCUUCUCGAGACCCCCAUCAACCCGAAAGGCCUCGCCUUCAACAUCGCCGCCUACGCCGAAAAGGCGCACUCGCGAGGCGCGCACUUGAUCGUGGACAGCACGUUCGCGCCACCCGGGCUGCAGGACCCAUUCCAGUUCGGCGCCGAUCUGGUCAUGCACUCUGGGUCUAAAUACCUUGGCGGCCACAGCGACGUGCUCUGUGGGGUGCUUGCGACGCAACGCGAAGACUGGGCCGGUCAGUUGCGGCAAGACCGGCUGUAUUUGGGUAGUGUGAUGGGGAACAUGGAGGGCUGGUUGGCGGUGCGCAGUCUGCGCACGCUCGAGGUGCGCGUGCAGCGGCAGAGUGAGAACGCUACUCGUCUGGUCUCCUGGCUCGAUUCUGCACUGCGCGCCCCGCAUCCGGCCGUCGGCGGCGACGAGGCUGCUGUGCAAGCCGUGCUGGCCGAAGUCUUCCACGCGAGCCUGCAACGCGUCGAUGGCGACUGGCUCCAAAAACAGAUGCCGCACGGGUUCGGGCCCGUGUUUUCGAUUUCUAUGAAGGAGGAGCGCUUCGCGCGGGCGCUGCCCAGCAACCUGCAUUUCUUCCAGCAUGCCACGAGUCUCGGGGGCGUGGAGACUCUGAUCGAGUGGCGGACCAUGUCCGAUGCCACGGUCGAUCGCCGGCUCUUGCGGGUGAGUGUCGGCUUGGAGAAUUGGGAAGACCUCCGGGCAGAUCUCAUCCGUGCGUUUCGGGCGCUGGUGUAA